Xyrauchen texanus (razorback sucker) is the source of this 3091-nucleotide messenger RNA. It is a transcript of the gene qsox1, whose product is annotated as quiescin Q6 sulfhydryl oxidase 1. NCBI's taxonomy places the organism in Eukaryota, Metazoa, Chordata, Actinopteri, Cypriniformes, Catostomidae. Gene Ontology annotation, molecular function: flavin-dependent sulfhydryl oxidase activity; protein disulfide isomerase activity. Gene Ontology annotation, cellular component: Golgi membrane. Gene Ontology annotation, biological process: protein folding. The record is from RefSeq and is a predicted model, not a curated record. Bases 30 to 2372 code for a protein of 780 amino acids. The transcript is spliced from 12 exons.
UACAGUUACUUCAGUUUGAAUAAGGGAAGAUGGCGCGGCGGAGCUACCGUGCCACGUCCUAUUACAGGACAAAAACCAGAUUAAACCCCCUUAACACUGUCCUGUGUACUCUUGUUUCUUUUUUAAGUCUUCUUCCUUCAGCCGCUGAAGCUGGACUGUACACUGCAUCGGAUCAGAUCGUUAUUUUAUCACCGGAGAAUGUAAACACCGUGCUGUUUAACUCCACCGCGGCUGUGCUUGUGGAGUUUUACGCGACCUGGUGCGGACACUGUGCCGCGUUCUCACCCGUGUGGAAAAGCCUCGCCAGAGAUAUUAAAGAAUGGAAGCCAGCUGUUGAUCUAGCUGCUAUUGACUGUGCUUCGGAAAACAACAGAAGAGUGUGCACCAGUUUCGGAAUCACUGGAUAUCCCUCUCUGAAGUUCUUCCCUGCCUACUCAAGCAGUGAGUCCAUGGGGGAGGAUCUCGGAGGAUUCCCAAGGGAUGUGAGAGGCCUUCGUCACCACAUUAUCGAGAAAUUGGAGACCCACAACGAGGCCUGGCCGCCCGCUUGCCCGCCUUUAGAGACAGCUAGCAAGGCAGAGAUAGACAAUUUCUUUCAGACCAACAAUGUGAAGCACCUCGCUCUUGUGUUUGAAAGUCGUAACUCCUUUGUGGGGAGAGAGGUGACACUGGAUUUGUUACAGUAUGAAAACAUAGCUGUGCGCAGGGUUUUGAACACAGAGGAGAGUUUGGUGUCCUGGUUUGGUGUGACUGAUUUUCCUUCCUGUUACCUGUUUGAUUCGUCUGGAAGCAUCUCUAGACUCAAAGUACUAAAAGAAGCACGUACCUUCUACUCGUAUGCUCUCCAGAGGCUGCCAGGGGUAGUGCGGACGGGCAAGCCCCAGAUUCCCAUCAAUGAUCUCAUCAAGAACUCAACUCAAGUGGAGUGGAUGCCGUUUAACAAAACACGUGUGUAUAUGUCUGAUCUGGAGUCAGCAUUACACUACUCUUUACGUGUAGAACUGGCUGCUCACACCAGCAUUAGUGGAGAUGAUCUGACUGCACUCAAAAAGUACAUAACUGUACUGGCUAAGCAUUUCCCAGGUCGUCCAUCUGUAAAGAGCGCAUUAAAGACUGUGGACAUCUGGUUACGAGAACAGGAGGGAACAGAGAUCAAAUAUAGCGAUUUUAGAAAUAUGCUGGACAACACCGUGCAGACAAGCGAUGCAGUGUUGCCUGAGGGUGUACAGUGGGUGGGCUGCCAGGGAUCUCAAGCCAGAUACCGUGGAUACCCUUGUGCCAUGUGGACCCUCUUCCAUGUGCUCACUGUGGAGGCUAAAGAGACAGGUGGCUCAGAGCCUAAGGAAGUGUUGCAGGCAAUGAGAGGAUACGUCAGCAGUUUCUUCGGAUGCAGGACUUGUGCAACUCACUUUGAGAGUAUGGCCAAGGAGAGCUUGAAUCAUGUGGCCUCGCUGUCUGCCGCUGUCCUCUGGCUGUGGACUCGCCACAACCGGGUCAACAACCGACUGGCAGGAGACCUUAGCGAGGAUCCCCAUUUCCCUAAAAUUCAGUGGCCAUCUCCGGACUUGUGCCCUAGCUGCCAUGGUGUAAAAAGGACUGGUGAGCACACCUGGAACCAUGAUGUGGUGCUGGCAUUCCUCCAAAACUAUUUUUCCUCUGACCGUAUUUUGCACGACUACCUGCAAGAUGAGACCCAAGCCCUCAUCCAGCAGAGAAACCAACUCAUGGCUGCUCGGAUGGAGAAAGAAACCGGGCGUGGGAUGGAGAGGAGAGCCAGAGAGGUUCCCGAAAACCGCUCUGCCGCUCUAGCCGAAGAGCCCCAAGAGGAAGAGCAGGAAGAGGAGGAGGAGGAGGAGGAAGAACAGGCUGGUGAGCCGUACCCUACUGAGUUUGUGGGGAUGGUGGCAGCUGGAGAGAGCAAAGCAGUGACACAACUGCCGCAAUCCCAACACAAGCCGAAAAUUGUGGGCCUGAAACUACGAGAGGCCCAGGAAGACAUCAUAGACCUGGACUCCUUUGUCAACCAGCACUAUAAAGCUAAAGCCCUUCAAGCUGCGGCCAUGUCAGGCAUUGUGCGGCGGAGAAGUCUCCAAAAACAAGAUGAUGUGGAGGACAUCCAGUUUGAGAGAGGUUGGAGGGUGAAGCGAGACCUGGGAAGCCAGGAAGAGAACCUCGGUGGUGGACUAGGGAUAGAGCCGUACCCCAGACCCCAAAGCAAGCGUUGGAUGUCCCUACUCAGCGUAGGAUUCUCCAGACUGGAUGUGAGCCUAUGUGUCUUGCUGUAUCUUCUCUCUGCCAUGUGUCUACUAUCCAUGUAUCUAUAUUUUAAACUGAGGAUAAAGCUGCGACGGGCUAAAGUGUCCCUUCCUUGAGUGUCACAGAGCAUCGCUCCAGCUUACACUCUUACUUUUAUCAAGAAUGAUGAAAUCUCACAAUCUGUGGCUACUACAGGAAUUGGUAGCUUCCAAAGCAACAAGGUACAGAAAUUGAGAGCUUUUGAAGAGCUGUUUUUAUUUGGAUGGUAAUUAAGAGGGCACUGCGAAUACAAUCACCCUACACCUGACUUGAGUAUUAUGAAACCUGCACUCGUCCAUGAAGGACUGCUUGUGGUCUGAAAUUUUUUUAGCAACUCAUCAGUGCCUAAGUUCUUAAAUCUGUCUGUAUUUUUCUUAGAAACAACUGAUGAAGGAAUAUUACAAUCAUAAUUGAUGUUUUGAUUUGUUGAUCAUACAGAAAUUUAUUUUAAUAUGACCACUUAUCAAAUAUUUGUUUUUAAUGAAAUGCAGCUUAGUGUUUUUAAAACCCUCAACAGUUUUGUUUUUAAGUCCACAUGUUCUUAAGUCAAGUUUUGUCAUUAUACCACUGCCUGUUCAUUCCUUGUGCCUUUCCUGAAUAAAUAACUGAUUUAUUUUUUUAUUUUUUUAUCUUCACAAAAAUAUUUUGAUGAAUUGAGUUUUUUAGAAUUGAGAAUAUGUGUUGUUGGGCAGGAACUGAAAUAAUCACAACCAGAGACAAGAACUAAACUAUUUCUUUCUAAAAUGGUGUGCUUUGCUGGUAAAAUGCAAUUAAAAUUAUUUUUGCUAAAAACAUA